CGUAUUCGCCCGCCAUUCUCCCAGUCGCCAUCUUGAGCAUAUGAUCAUUGUUGUGAAGCUUGUACACAAAUCGUGUUAAGAAUUGAGAAAUUAUAAUAAAAUUCAUUAAAAGCAAAACAUGGCUCGUACAAAGCAAACUGCUCGUAAAUCAACCGGAGGAAAAGCACCUCGUAAACAGUUGGCCACAAAAGCUGCUCGUAAAUCAGCACCCAGUACUGGUGGAGUUAAGAAACCUCAUCGUUAUCGUCCUGGUACAGUAGCUCUUCGUGAAAUCCGUCGUUACCAGAAGUCAACUGAGUUGCUUAUUCGUAAGCUGCCUUUCCAACGAUUGGUGAGAGAAAUCGCUCAAGACUUCAAAACCGACCUUCGUUUCCAGUCGGCCGCUAUUGGCGCUCUGCAGGAAGCAAGUGAGGCAUAUCUGGUGGGCCUGUUCGAAGACACCAACUUGUGCGCGAUCCAUGCAAAACGCGUUACUAUCAUGCCUAAAGACAUCCAACUCGCUCGGCGAAUUCGUGGCGAGCGUGCCUAAGUUAGUCUUAGUGUAUGUACUUUAUCAUAAAUUAUUUGUAAUUCAAA
Messenger RNA from Achroia grisella, 576 nucleotides. Its product is annotated as histone H3.3A. The coding region runs from base 119 to 529 and encodes 136 amino acids. Lineage: Eukaryota; Metazoa; Arthropoda; Insecta; Lepidoptera; Pyralidae. The record is from RefSeq and is a predicted model, not a curated record. Gene Ontology annotation, cellular component: nucleosome. The transcript has 3 exons. Gene Ontology annotation, molecular function: DNA binding; protein heterodimerization activity; structural constituent of chromatin.